AUGCCAGAUGAAUUCGUGAAGAUCACUGAGUCGUUAGUACACGAAACGCAGAAGAUUGACGGUCAAGAGAAACCCCUUCCCGCUAUCCAGCCCAAGAAGAACACGGUCCUCGUCUCGCAUGGAAGACCACCUUGGUACUCGGAGGAUGGCCAACGAACCUCGGACGCGUUCGUCAUUGGUGUAGCGGGUGGAUCGGGAAGCGGGAAGACACAUGUCGCAAGGGAGAUCAUUAGGAAGCUUGGGUCGAUCCCAACCGUAAUUAUCCUCUCGCAAGACAGUUUCUACAAGUUCCACAAUGAAGAAGAACUCGCGCUCGCGCAUGCCAACAUGCUUGACUUCGACCACCCUGAUGCUCUGGACAUGCCAAUAUUUGCAGCUUGCUUAUCCGACCUCAAGGCAUGCAAGCAGUCCAACAUCCCGGUGUACUCUUUCGAGCAGCACCAGAGGCUACCAGAGACGAAGUAUCUUUACGGGGCUACGAUUAUCAUUGCGGAGGGUAUUAUGGCCCUAGUAGACUCCGCAUUACGAGAAUUAUACGAUCUUAAGGUGUACGUGCAAUGUGAUUCAGAUUUGAUGUUAGCACGUCGCAUCCGAAGGGACGUCAAAGAGAGAGGCAGGGACGUGUCUGGCAUCCUCGAUCAGUACCUCCGGUAUGUCAAGCCAUCCUACGACAAUUUCGUCCGUCCAACGGCCAGCUAUGCGGACAUUAUCGUCCCUGGGUCGAACAACUCGGUUGCCAUCGACUUAAUUUGCACUCACAUUCGCGAAAAGCUGGAGGAACGUUCGAACAAGUUCCGCCAAAAGAUUGCUAUUCCUCAUCGCUAUCUGCCCUCCAAGUCAGGAGCAAGCACACCAGAAAGCAGGGUCGAAGACCUGGAUUUGACGAUCCUUCCUCAAACGCCACAAGUCGAGGGCAUCUUUACGAUUCUUCGAGACAAGACCACAGGCCGUCAAGAUUUCGUGUUUUUCAUCGAUCGCCUUGCCACCCUUCUGGUAGAGCAUGCGUUGCAGCACCUACCCUAUGCACCCAAGGCCGUCACGACUCCCGUUGCAGAGCAAUCUCAUGGGAAGAAGAUGGAUGCCCAACAUAUCUGUGGAGUGACAAUCUUGCGCUCCGGCGGUGCCUUGGAACGGGGCUUCAGGAGGGUUAUUAACGACGUCCCAGUCGGCUCACUUCUUAUCCAGUCGGAUAGCAAGUCUGGCGAAGCGCUGGCUCUCCAGGUGAACCUACCUCGAUAUGUCAAGCUCCGACACCUAGCAGACGCGACAUUUGUGUUCUUGAUGGACGCCCAGAUCGGCACCGCAGCAGCUGCCUUCAUGGCAAUUCGCAUCCUCCUGGACCACGGCGUGCGUGAAGACCGCAUCAUUUUUAUCACCUUUCUCGUCGCUCGCGCAGGCGGAGUCUCCGUCCUGCGGCGGGCAUUCCCCGGAGUGAAGAUAGUCUGCGGCGGUGUGGACGAUGAAAUGCAGGAGGGCUGGCUCGAGGGGUACAAGGGCGAGGGAAAUCCAGAAGGCAGAGGCCGGAAAGUGUGGGUCAUGAAGCCAGGUAUGGGACAGAUCGGCGAUCGUUAUUAUCUAUGA
Molecule: messenger RNA, 1581 nt
Organism: Cyclocybe aegerita
Lineage: Eukaryota; Fungi; Basidiomycota; Agaricomycetes; Agaricales; Hemipholiotaceae
Source: the annotation of a GenBank genome assembly